AUGACAGCAUCGCGUCUCACCUCGGCAUCUCACUGCAAGACUGCACAUACUGCGCAUCCGGCGCCCACGGAACAGAAGAUCAAAUCCACCGCCUUCAAAGUGUGGUCUUUGGUAAAACGAAAUCGAAAAUCAGUGAUGUGA
Messenger RNA from Echinococcus granulosus, 141 nucleotides. RefSeq lists its product as hypothetical. The coding region runs from base 1 to 141 and encodes 46 amino acids. The record is from RefSeq and is a predicted model, not a curated record. The transcript has 2 exons. NCBI's taxonomy places the organism in Eukaryota, Metazoa, Platyhelminthes, Cestoda, Cyclophyllidea, Taeniidae.